This is a messenger RNA of Salvia miltiorrhiza (redroot sage), 628 nucleotides long. RefSeq names its product chaperone protein dnaJ 20, chloroplastic-like. The transcript has a single exon. The coding region runs from base 1 to 399 and encodes 132 amino acids. The record is from RefSeq and is a predicted model, not a curated record. Gene Ontology annotation, cellular component: chloroplast. Lineage: Eukaryota; Viridiplantae; Streptophyta; Magnoliopsida; Lamiales; Lamiaceae.
AUGGAGGCGUCCAUGAGCAUAAGCAAGAGCAACCACAAGUUAUUACAGAAACGCAACCUAGCCUCCAAAAACCCUAGAAAGAAAGCCAUAAUUUCAUGCAUGCCGCCGAAAAUGAACUUGUACCGACUUCUCUCUCUCUCAUCGCCAAAUGUAGGGUUCGAUGAGAUCAAGAGAGCCUACAGAUCCAUGGCUCUUCUCUACCACCCUGAUGUCUGCACAAACCCUCAAUCCACGCCUCGAUUCAUCCAGAUACGCCACGCCUACGACACCCUCUCCGACCCCAAAUCGCGCCAAAUCUACGACCUUCAACUCGACGGAUCCAGAAAGCUGUGGGAGAGGCAGCUCCAUGGCCUCAGGGAAAGGUGUGAUCAAAGAAUUAAGACAAGGAGAUUCAUGUGAAUUUAUCAAUUAUGGCACCUCUCCAAUCUUUGCUGCUCUAUAUAUCGUGUUUCACUUUCAUUUAUUAAUUAUCAUGGCAACUUUAUUUAUUUAUUAAUUGCUAGUAUAGCAAGAUUUUUAGCUAUAUGUAUGUUGAGUUCAAUGCUUAUUUACUUUAUGGAUUGGUAUAAAAUUAUUAAUCCUAAAUGUUGACAAGCAUGAGUUCAAAAAUCUUUAUUUCACUUUAUUA